Molecule: messenger RNA, 3124 nt
Organism: Actinia tenebrosa (Australian red waratah sea anemone)
Lineage: Eukaryota; Metazoa; Cnidaria; Anthozoa; Actiniaria; Actiniidae
Molecular function (GO): calcium ion binding; protein binding
Source: RefSeq, a predicted model, not a curated record
UUCCCAGCAAGCCACCAGGAAAUUUCAAAGUCGUUAUUCAAUCCUCUACGUCCUUUCUAAUAACAUGGGAGGCCAUAGCACAAGAAUUUGUCCACGGCAUACUCCUAGGUUACAACGUCACAUUCAUAAAACAUGGCUGGGAUAACGAACGAACACCCAUGUACAAGAUUGUUGAGCCAGGUACUCAUACCUUAACGCUGGAAGAUCUUGGCAAAUUUACCACCUUCACAAUUUCGGCGUGUGGCUUUACUUCUAAAGGAUGUGGCGUGCCAACUAGUCAAGUAACGGCUCAAACAUCAGAAGACGUUCCUUCGAUGCCACCUCAAAAUUUUCAAGCUAUAAACCUUACGUCAGAAAAUAGCAUAACGCUAACCUGGAACCUUGUACCGCGCGAACAUAUAAAUGGUAUCUUGGUUGGCUACGUCAUCCGCUACCAACAAACGUCAGCGGCUGACGAGAAAGUAAAAACAGGCGAUAUAAAGACUAGGUAUCUUGGUCCAGGUACCAGAAAUAUUGUGUUUGAUGGUAUACCACAAUAUAGCGUGUGGAAAUUCCAAAUAUCUGCCAUUACAAAUGCUGGUGAAGGAGACCCUAGUAGCUUCACAUACGGAGCAUCAUGUCGGUGCCCCAAAAUCCUCUAUAGCAACUUUUUCGUCCAUCCUCCAUAUUUGACUGUCGACGACGACGGCUCCUUCGAUGGCGUGUUCUAUAACAUCACUGAACAAAUGAUUAAAUGGGCUUGCGGGAACUGCAAAAAUGGCCACGGAGAGACAGACCUCAAUAUGAAAAGUAAUGGCAAAGGAGGAGAUGCCUAUAAACCGGGCGCGAUUGACUUAGUCGACGACAUUGAUGAUAUCCCACAUAUCAGCUUCCCUGUAUACGGCAAUAAAUACAUGGAUAAAUACAUGGGUAUGUACGAGUAUAUACAUUUCAUGGACUCGCCAGGAGUUGUCUUCAUCACUAUCGACAAUCCAGCUGGCACAGCAGGACAACGAAUUAUCACUGCUGUGUUCGGAUGCUUGCCGUUGCUGUUGAUAGCAGUGCUGAUGGCUGUUCUAGCAGGAUUCAUCGUCUGGUUCCUCGAAUUUAGAAGCAAUCCUGAGCAAUUUAGUCCUAGCUUCUUCAGUGGUUUUUGGGAUGGAUUUUGGUGGGCAUACAUUUCCAUGACAACCGUGGGGUACGGCGAUCGUUUUACCGUGACAGAUGCCGGAAAAGUGUUUUCAAUGAUUUGGACAUUAACCGGUAUCGUCAUCAUUUCCAUGUUGACGGGUUCCAUAGCAACUGAUCUGACAUCCGAAACUGUCGAACAAGAUAUUAUGCUAUAUGGAGCAAAAGUUGCAGCUAUUCAUAAUUCUUCAGAAUACCGCUUAGGGAUCCUUAAAAACGCCAAAGUAAACACAGACAAAAAAUACGGGAACUUCGAGGAACUCAAGCAAGCGUUAAGGGCUCGCCAAGUUCAAGGAAUUCUGAUCGACUUGUACGUAGCAGCUGAAAAUCAAAAAAGCAUUUUUGAUUCGGAAAUAAAAAUAAAAAAGAUAUUGGAUAAAGAGUUUGGUUAUGGGGUCGUGCUUUCUGGUGCGUCUGCCGUUGUGCAACAAAGAUGCAGAGACUUCAUCAAGAAGAACAUUGCUGACAUUACCAAGUUGAUAGAAAGAAAAACUAAAACUAUUGAGUCUAACGAGGAGGACGCUUCAGAAGGAGAAGAAGAGAUCAACUUGUUUGACAGCAAUUCUACAAUGUUUCGAAGUUUUCUGAUGUUUUCCUGUGCGUUCUUGGGUUGUGCAUAUAUACUUGGGUUCAUCUAUCAUUUCGGCUGGUAUCUGCCAAAACGGCGGGCAAUAUGCAAAGUGCAUCAAGGAAAUGACGAGAAAAGCAAGGAUAACUGUGCAUUGUAUAAAGACGAGCUUCUUCAAGAAAUGCAUAAAAUGGUGGAGGAAUUUCACCAAACACAAAUGAAGAAACUUGAAAAUAUGAAGAAAAGAUACAAGCAGGAAAUUUUACAAAUCCUCAAGAAAGAGAAAAGCAUCACCAAUAAGAAAAGUUUUCUUAAAAUAGGGGAAGGAAAAAUAUUAUUUUGUCUUAAAGAUCAACAUGGAGUGCGAGGGCUAUCGUUUAAACAGAAAACAUGAGUCAUCUUUGUGUUCAUUUCAGAAACUGCAUGUAAAAAUAUUAUAAAGUGUGGUAUUUCAGACCGACAGAACGAAAAACGGAUAUAUUUAAUACAAAAAUAUCCCCAUAAAUUUUCUAUUAUCUGAGGCUGGAUCUAACGUUAUUCAAUCCAGUCCAAAAUGAGAGAAAAUGUAUGGGGAUUUUUGGAGGCUAAAUCCCUUAUGUCUCAAUUUCUAAAGCUUGAAACAGCCUUAAAGUUGUCAGAAACCUAGAAAAUGUCAUGAUCUUUCCAAAUGUGAACAUUUCAAAACUGAAUUCCAAAAUUUGGAAUUUGACGAUGUCACACUUCACGAUACGAUAAAAUUACUAUUACUUGCUAGUAAAAGAAAUGAAAAACACACGCACUCUCGAACGCACUAGAAGUUCAUUUGCCAUACAAUGCAAGACUUUUAGUUAGUAUGAUAGGGCCGUAUGAGGAGAACAGAUUAAAAUCACGUUUGCAUGUUUAUUACAGUUUAUUUUAGUUAACAUUUACUUUGAUCGAUCUGCAAUUAUUUCCAAGAUAAUAGACGAAUAAGAAGACGCGUGGCAGCCAUGAGUGGGAUGAUAACAAACGCGACUUACGAAUUUUUUUUCAAUUGUAUAACUGUCUGUAAUAAUUAAAGCUAAAAAGCAUAAAAGAGACGAAAAACAGGCGUCUCACAGAAAGUCCAAAGUCAAGACAAGAUAGCGGUUGUGAAAACCAGGUAUAUGCAAUUCAAAACGUUUGAAUGACGGAUCUUGUCGAAUAACCAGUCAGAAGACGCUUAUGGAUCCCUUGUAGCACGUCAGAAUGCAGCUAAAUUUGUUGAACACGAAAUGGUUUCCAAUCAAAUUCUCAUGAGAUAUAUUGAAAUUCUUUUUGUCGUCCAAAUCAAAGSUGGGAAGGGGUCUAUUACGUCUGCUCUUGAUUCUUCAAGAGGAAUUUUGAAACUCCCAGUUAGUGAAAAAAUAAUUUUAUUAAAAUCACAAAGAA